This is a messenger RNA of Aspergillus tubingensis, 726 nucleotides long. RefSeq names its product SNUT3/LISCH7 family protein. Gene Ontology annotation, biological process: RNA splicing. The record is from RefSeq and is a predicted model, not a curated record. Bases 1 to 726 code for a protein of 241 amino acids. NCBI's taxonomy places the organism in Eukaryota, Fungi, Ascomycota, Eurotiomycetes, Eurotiales, Aspergillaceae. The transcript is spliced from 2 exons. Gene Ontology annotation, cellular component: precatalytic spliceosome.
AUGACGGAACCACCAGCGAAACGUGCUCGCCGUGUCGAUAGCUCAGCCAUGUGGGACCAAGACGACCGGAGGACACGUUCACCCGAAGUAGAACCAGAUUAUACCAGAAGCCCUCGCCGGGAGCAUAUUGCGAAAGAUGAUGGACGACGCGAUGGGCCUCGCGAUGACCGGAGAUAUCGUUCUCGUUCCAGAGAUAGGAGGGACAGGAGGCGAGAAAGAAGCCGGUCGAGGGAUCGCCGUGACCGCGACCGCAGAGACAGAGACAGAGAUGGACGGGGAAUGAGGGACAGAGAAAGAAGUGUCAGUCGGGAUAGGCACUAUGAUAGACGCGGCUACCCUUCGAAAGGAGACAGGUUCAGGUCGCGAUCACCUAUUCCGAACGGCAACAGGGACCGGUCGCGGACGCCGCCACCUCGCGGACCCCGGAAUGACCGCAGGCACGAUCGCAGAGAUCAUAGAGGGCAGACAAACGGUGCUACGGAUGCGAAGUCGGGUGUGAACCGGCACAAAGAUGAGAUGGAUGUGGACAGUGACGGUGCUGUGGGAGAAGACGAUGUCGAGGCAAUGAUGCGCCGCAGCAUGGGAUUCACGAAAUUCAGGAGCACGAAGAACACCAAGGUUCCCGGGAACGACAUCUAUGGCGUCCGCAAGGAGAAGAAGACGGAGUACAGACAGUACAUGAAUCGUGUCGGAGGAUUCAACAGACCUCUCAGUCCCUCGAGGUGA